This is a messenger RNA of Paraphaeosphaeria sporulosa, 882 nucleotides long. RefSeq lists its product as uncharacterized. Bases 144 to 773 code for a protein of 209 amino acids. NCBI's taxonomy places the organism in Eukaryota, Fungi, Ascomycota, Dothideomycetes, Pleosporales, Didymosphaeriaceae. The record is from RefSeq and is a predicted model, not a curated record. The transcript has a single exon.
CUGCAGCAAUUUCAUCUUGUGGCUGUUCUGCCCCACUAAUUUUCCUUCCUGGAGUGAUCUGAGUCCAUACACGCGGGUUCACAGAACUCGAACCGAGCCGAACACUUGUCCUGCACAAGCCAACUUUCUCAGCCUCACCAAGCAUGGGCGAUCCGAGUGCAGGCGCCCACCUCGCGCGUGACCCGUGUCUCUACCCCAUGGAUCCCAUGGAGAUGUCGUGCUUCGAUAUCCGCGCUGCACAUGUGCCCACGAUACCAGCACCUAGGCGUUCUCAAGAUGCCAAAGCUGCGAAGCGGAGAGGCGCGUCGUCUCCGCCACGUAUAUCACUCGCAGGGUACACAAAUGGGAAAAGCUACUGGAUUGUCAACCAGCGCUGUCGCUUGCAACCCACCCAGGAGUCACAGCUGGAGCAACAGAUGCACCAGAGCACGUGCCUCAACCUAAACGCAAAUGUGAACAGUGCAGAGUCAGACCUCUGGAUUUUGCCUGACUUUGACGAUUGGGAGGUCGACAACGAGACCCCGCAGCAGAAGCAUCUCCCAGGCGCGAAGAAGCAGAGUGCCUGGGCACCGCUCGUUAAGCGCGCCGCGAGUUCGAACCGCGAGCGCCUGCGCCGGCGGCUCGAAGGCGACGGGUGGGAUUUCGUGGGUGGCAAGUACGGGGAAGACGAUGCUGCGCUGAAAGAGGAGACCGAGGCGAGCGAGGGCAGCCAGGAGAGCGUGGACGAUGAGUUUGACGUGGUCGUCUUGCCCGUUGUCCGCGCUGCUUGCUAGCCGUUCGUUGCUCAGACACAUACGGACCAAGGCUGCUUCUUCCGAAAGUACAGCUACUUCGUUGCCUUACACCAAUCCGACAUCUGUUGCCGGGCCCAUGAUAUGGUAU